Chaetomium globosum CBS 148.51 is the source of this 378-nucleotide messenger RNA. RefSeq lists its product as uncharacterized. NCBI's taxonomy places the organism in Eukaryota, Fungi, Ascomycota, Sordariomycetes, Sordariales, Chaetomiaceae. The transcript has 2 exons. Gene Ontology annotation, biological process: mitochondrial electron transport, ubiquinol to cytochrome c. The record is from RefSeq and is a predicted model, not a curated record. Bases 1 to 378 code for a protein of 125 amino acids.
AUGUCUGUUGCGCCGUCCUUCUACAAUGCCGUUUCCAAGCGGCCUUGGCUUGCGAACAUGCUCAAGCCGCUUGCCGGCUGGUACGCCAACGCCGCUGGCUACCGUCAACUGGGCCUCAAGGCCGACGACCUCCUCGUGGAAGAAGACGAGGCCGUGCUCAAGGCGCUCGGCCGGCUGUCGCCCAAGGAGAGCUACGACCGGGUGUACCGGAUCCGGCGGGCGACGCAGCUCAGCCUGCAGCAGAAGAUCCUGCCCAAGAACGAGUGGACCAAGGCCGAGGACGACGUCCCCUACCUGUCGCCCAUCCUCGCGCAGAUCUACGCCGAGUCCAACGAGAAGCACGCCCUCGACACCCUGACCGUGCUCAAGAAGCACUAG